This is a messenger RNA of Phalacrocorax carbo (great cormorant), 2059 nucleotides long. NCBI's taxonomy places the organism in Eukaryota, Metazoa, Chordata, Aves, Suliformes, Phalacrocoracidae. The record is from RefSeq and is a predicted model, not a curated record.
GACCUGGGUGUUGUGGUUUAUCCCCAGCCAGCAACUAAACGCCACGCAACCACUCACUCACUCCCCCCACCCCUGUGGGAUGGGAGAGAGAAUUGGAAGGUCCGAAGUAAGAAAACUCGUGAGUUGAGGUAAGAACAGUUUAAUAAAUAAAAUAAAAGAGUAAUAACAACAAUAAUAAUAAUAGUAAUAUAAUGAAAAAGAAAAUAAUGACAGAGAGGGAGAGAUGUACCCUCAGCAGGAGGGAAAAAAAUCCACGCAAGAAGUGAUACAACUGCUCACCACCUGCCAACCAACACUGCCAGUCCCCGAGCCACAAUAGCUGCCUCCCCCGGCCAGCUCCUCCCCGUUAACAUACUGGGUGUAACAUCACAUGAUAUGGAAUAUCCCUUUGGCCAGUUUGGAUCCGCUCUCCUGGCUGUGCCCCCUCCCCUCCGGCUUCUUGUGCCCCCGGCAGAGCCUGGGGAGCUGAAGAGCCCUUGACUAGUACACUAGAAGCCGUGCUAAGGCAGAUGGAGGUCAGGGAGGUGAUUCGAAGCAGCCAGCACAGCUCCACCAAGGGCAAGUCCUGCCUGACCAACCUGGUGGCUUUCUGUGAUGGAGUGAUUGCAGCAGUGGACAAGGGAAGAGCUAUGGAUGUCAUCUAUUUGGUCUUCUGUAGGGCCUUUGACAAGGUCCCCUGCAACACCCUUUGUUCUCAUAUCAGUAGGCAGCUUCUCUCCCAUGAGCGCAGGCAGCAGUGUUUGCAGGGGCAGAGAUGGCUCCUCGGCUUGCGCAUCCGCAGGAAUCCCAUCACCGUCUACAUCCUUAACCUGGCCGUCGCUGACUUCACCUUCCUCCUCUUCAUGGCCACCUCGGCACUCCUCUACAUCGUGGAGAACGUCUUCUGCUCCCCUGAUGUCCUGAAGUACCAGAGGUUGCUUCUCCUGUCCUCACUCUUCUCCUACAACAUGGGCCUAUACCUCCUGACGGCCAUCAGCAUCGAGAGGUGUUUGUCCGUCCUCUGCUCCAGCAUCUGCCGCCCCCAGCACUUGUCGGUCAUGGUGUGUGCCCUGCUCUGGGCCCUCUCCAUCACUGUCAUUGCUACAGUGACUACUCUGUGCCUGUUGCAUGAGCACGAGCACUGCCAGAAGGCUCUCAUCUCCAUGUACGUCCUCAACUUCCUUAUCUUUGCACCACUCAUGGUCAUUUCCAGCACAGUCCUCUUCAUUAAGGUCCUGUGUGGCUCCCAGCGGCGCCAAUACAAGAGGCUCUACAUCGUUAUCUUCCUCAUCGUCCUGUUCUUCCUCCUCUUUGCUCUUCCCCUCAGCAUCUGGCAUUUCCUGAAGCAGGUCAGCUACCUCACCGCCAUGCCAUCCCAGAUAAUUUUCCUGCUCGCCUGCAUCAACAGCAGCAUCAAGCCCUUCAUCUACUUUUUGGUUGGGAGCUGCCGGAGGCACUGCUCCUUGGCGUCCCUCCGGGUCGCCUUCAGGAGGGUCUUUGAGGAGCCAGAAUACAACGCAGCAUGCAGCAAUGAUACUGUGAUGGAAACGCUGGCCCCGGCCUCUUGAAGCCUUCCCGCCGCUCUGCUUAACGCCCCUGGCAUGGGGCUGAGGGUUUCCUUGGGUAACCGGAUCAAUAAAUGUUUGCAGUCUUUCCCCCGACGUCACCCUCUCGCGGUGCAACUCUGCCACCUGCAGAAGAGGAGAGCAGGGGCACGGCCAAGGUUGGGGUGGGGAGGGCUGCCCUGCGAGGAGCGUGUUGGAGCACGGCUCCCCUCCGCCCCGCCCGCCCAGCCCAGCCCCGAGGGCACUGCUCCCCCGAGGGGAUCGUGCCCCAGAGGACCCCGGUCCCAUCUCACACGCUGUCGGCUUUUUGGCAGUGCUGGGUUAGCGGUUGGACUCGAUGAUCUUAAGGGCCUUUUCCAACCUUAACGAUUCUAUGAUUCUCUGAUUCCAUGUACGGAAGGGAGGUAACAGCAUUUGGUGGCCUAAGCCCCUCUCCCCAUCCCGCAGCCCAGCCCGCGCAGCUCCUCCGAGCUCUGCUCCCCUCCCGCCCCCUGCAAUGCCGGCGGGGGGACCGC